AUGGGGAGGGUGGGGGGCCCCUCUUUAUUUAAUUUGCUUAGGAUGGGGGAGCUCCCUGUUGAUUCAGCUGAUAGGCCCGUUGACCCCCCAAGGGUUAUUCGCAUAGAGGUGCUGAGAAACCCCUUUCAGGACAUGGUCCCCAGGGUGCUGCAGCAGCAGGAAGAGGAGGAGGGAGAGGAAGAGGAGAAGGCGGAGGAGGAGAAGAGGCCGCAGCUUGCGGUCGCCAAGGCGGCGCUUUUGUCUUUUGCAGAGGAAGAUGAAGACCUACAGCUGCAGCAGCAGCAGCAGCAGCAGAAGCAGCAGCAGCAGCAAAAGGGGCCCCUCAGUGCCCACGAUUUGCUGCAGGACCCCAGACUCUCGAAGGAGGCUCCCGUGGAAUCUUAUCAGCAGCAGCAGCAAGCAGAAGCACAACGCCUUAAGGAGCGCAUCGCCUCUCUUGUUGCGGGGAGUAAGGGGGGCGCAGCACCAGCUGCUGCUGCCGACGAGAUAUACGAUAGCGGCAGCAGCAGCAGUAGGAGCAGCAGUAGGAGCAGCAGCAGGGGCAGCAGCAGGAGGAGUAGGAGCAGGAGCGGUAGCCGCAGCAGAGGCAGCAGCAGCAGCAGCAGCACCAUGGCCGUGCGUAAGGGGCUCCCUCUUCCCCCCACACGCAAAGAUAUUGCUGCUGCUGCUGCUGCACUCCCUGAUUCAAAUCUGCUGACUGCUGCAGAGCAGCGGCGGCGGCUGCUACUGCUGCAGCGGCAGUCGCGCAGCUCACAGCUGCGGCAAGCAGACACCCUCGAGAAGCUCAAGGCCUUCAGACAGCAGGUAAAACCCUAA
Eimeria mitis is the source of this 816-nucleotide messenger RNA. RefSeq names its product cyclophilin, putative. The record is from RefSeq and is a predicted model, not a curated record. The transcript has a single exon. NCBI's taxonomy places the organism in Eukaryota, Apicomplexa, Conoidasida, Eucoccidiorida, Eimeriidae. The coding region runs from base 1 to 816 and encodes 271 amino acids.